Molecule: messenger RNA, 1925 nt
Organism: Peromyscus californicus insignis
Lineage: Eukaryota; Metazoa; Chordata; Mammalia; Rodentia; Cricetidae
Gene: Rnf135
Product: ring finger protein 135
Exons: 5
Coding region: 31-1317 (428 amino acids)
Biological process (GO): regulation of innate immune response
Cellular component (GO): cytoplasm
Molecular function (GO): ribonucleoprotein complex binding; ubiquitin-protein transferase activity; protein binding
Source: RefSeq, a predicted model, not a curated record
GCUUACGGGGCAUCCUGGCCACCACCCAGUAUGGCGACCCCAGGCCUAGGCACUUCGGUCCCUGUGUGGCUGAGCGAGGAGGACCUGGGCUGCAUUAUCUGCCAAGGGCUGCUGGAGUGGCCCACCACGCUGCCCUGCGGCCACAGCUUCUGCCUCCGGUGCCUCAAGGGUUUGUGGAUCACGCAGCGCGCGGGCGUGAAUGGCCGCCCCUGGGCCUGUCCCACCUGCCGGGAGGGCCCGGAGACGAAGCCCACGCUGCGCAAGAACCCGCUGCUGCAGGACCUAGCGGACAAGUACCGCCAAGCGGCGCACGAGCUCGAGGCUGGCCCCGAGACCGUGCCCGCGCCCGCGCCGCCUCGUCGCCCCGCGCCGCCACCGCCGGUGGCAGUACAGAAAAGCACCACAGAAUUCAUCCGGGAGCUGACAGAAGUGUUCCAGCAGUUCGUAGACGUUGUCAAGGGCCUUCAAACGCAAAGACCUCGCUUGGGAUCUGGACUGGACAAUGAACUAGGCGUCUUGGGCACGGCUCCUUCCUCUGAGGAGGAACAUUCCUUGAGUUCGCCAAAGCUGGUAACGUCCAGUGCAUCCGAGACGAAAAUUCGAGAGAUUCUCCAUAACCUAAAAGAAAUUCAGGAAAAACUACAAGGGAGUGUCCCACGGACAGACGCUCCUGGAGAACAAGUUCAGGAAAUGCCAUCUUCUUCCUUAUGCCUGCUGCCUGACCAAAGGAGUCCUGUACCCAGGAAAGCUUCUCAGUUUGCCUUAUAUGCCAUCAGUCCAACCUUUGACUUGGGGAGCCUUUCCUGUAGCCUGGAAGUUUCCAACAGUUGCCGGACAGUGACCGUGUCUCGGUGUCUGCAGCCCUAUCGUUGGAGUCCUGAGAGAUUUUUAAUUAGCCAGGUCUUAUGUUCUGAGGCCCUUUCUUCUGGCCAGAAAUACUGGGAAGUGGACACUAGGAACUGCAACCACUGGGCUGUUGGGGUGGCUUCGUGGGGCAUGAAGCGGGACCAGAUGCUGGGAAGGACUAUGGACUCUUGGUGUAUAGAGUGGAAAGGGCCUGGCCAGUUCUCUGCUUGGGCCAUGGUGAAGAAAACAGACCUUCACUUAGACCGCCCUGAGGUUGUGGGCGUGUGGCUAGACCUUGAGCUGGGGAAGCUCGCCUUCUAUUCAGUCUCUGAUGAGGAGAGGCUUCUGUAUGAGUGUGAGGUCUCUGCCUCCUGCCCUCUGCAUCCUGCCUUCUGGCUGUAUGGCUUAAGUCCUGGAAACUACCUGGAAAUAAAGCAGGUACACCCCGGGGUUAGAACAGUGGAUUCCUAGCCUCUCUGUUUAGGGGCAACUAGAGAAGUCCACUUAAGGAGACUGGAUAUGGUAGUGUAUGUCUGUAACCCUAGCACCUGGGAAGUGGAGGCAGGAGGAUCACUGCAAGUUUGAGGCCAGCCUCGUCAACAAAGGCAGUUCAAGGCCAGCUUGGACUACAUGGUAUGACUCCUCUCACUUUUGAAGUUAUUCUUUUUUGUGUGUGGGAUAAGAUUAACUUUGAGCUCUUUGAACCUUGGGCAUUUCAGAGAAAAAGCUGGCCUGGGGUGUCUCCUGAAGGUGACCUUUAAGGCCUCAGAAUAGCCUGCCUAAUAAGAGGGACUUUGGACCCUUCUCUAUCACUUAGUUCUCAUCUGGGAUUGUUGGUUCAAUCAGUGUGUGGCCAGCUUACAUGACUGACCCCUAAUUAAAAGCCCAAUCCCACAGCAUAGCUGGGUAAACAACCCUAGCCAGCAUACACUGUGUAUGUCCCACGUACCACUGUUGGGAGGGUAGAGCACUGCCCAGUGACUAGGGAGAGGGAGCCUUCCUGGACCUAACCUUGUGUGCCUUUGCUAUUGUUCCUUUUAUUCUGUGGCCUUCAAUGUAAUAAACUGAAAUCGUGAGUA